Molecule: messenger RNA, 797 nt
Organism: Gossypium raimondii (Peruvian cotton)
Lineage: Eukaryota; Viridiplantae; Streptophyta; Magnoliopsida; Malvales; Malvaceae
Product: homeobox-leucine zipper protein ATHB-52
Exons: 1
Coding region: 53-586 (177 amino acids)
Biological process (GO): positive regulation of DNA-templated transcription
Cellular component (GO): nucleus
Molecular function (GO): sequence-specific DNA binding; DNA-binding transcription factor activity, RNA polymerase II-specific
Source: RefSeq, a predicted model, not a curated record
GCCACUAGAAAAUUCCCAACCCAAAUUUACUUUCUUUAGGUCUCUCAAAAUUAUGGAUUUCCAAAGCCAAAGACUAUAUUCCCCAAAAUACAAUAAAAAGAGGCUAAACCAAGAGCAAGUAAGGUUGCUAGAGAGAAGUUUCAGUGCCAACAAGAAGCUUGAACCAGAGCUCAAGCUUCAACUCGCUAACCAGCUGGGUGUUCCACCAAGACAAGUGGCGAUUUGGUACCAAAACAAGCGAGCCCGAUGGAAGACACAGAGCAUGGAACUCGAUUGCAACACACUUCAAGUGAAACUCGAGAAUGCAUUGUCUGAAAAAAGAAGGCUCGAGAAAGAUGUCAAGUAUCUUCAAGAAGAGUUGAGGAAAGCUCAAGAGACUAUGUUUGCCAUGAAUAAUAAUCAAAGAGCUAAUCAUCAUCACCAUCAACAACAACAAGACCAGCCUCUUAACUACUUUGUUUCUUGCAAUUCGACAGGGUCUAGUGAAGAAGGGGGAAGCUCGAGCUUUCAUGAAGAUCAUGAAGUGCUGCAAAUUGAUGAACUCUAUGCUUGUUUGAUUGGUGGUGAUAGGUCAACUUGGAGUUAAGCUUGGUUUAUGGGAAAUUUGAUCUUUUUUUGUUUAUUGUAUUGAUGGUGCAAUAACAUGUUCCUUGUUGGGUGUCUUAAAUUUAUAAGAAAAUAGUAGAAAGAGUUUCUAGGGUGUGUUUGGUUAGAAGGAAAAAAAAAAGUGUAAGGCAAUUAUAUAUAUUAUUCAAUGGCUAAAUUAUGCAGUGAAUCGAAGCUGUGGGGUUCAAGAA